This is a messenger RNA of Aureobasidium melanogenum CBS 110374, 1323 nucleotides long. Its product is annotated as DnaJ-domain-containing protein. Bases 1 to 1323 code for a protein of 440 amino acids. Gene Ontology annotation, molecular function: Hsp70 protein binding. NCBI's taxonomy places the organism in Eukaryota, Fungi, Ascomycota, Dothideomycetes, Dothideales, Saccotheciaceae. The record is from RefSeq and is a predicted model, not a curated record. Gene Ontology annotation, biological process: protein refolding. The transcript is spliced from 3 exons. Gene Ontology annotation, cellular component: cytoplasm.
AUGGGUUAUGCUCUUGAACAAAGAUUGUCGGCUGAAAUCGACCUCUACGAGAUCCUCGAAAUCUCGCGCUCAGCCUCAAAAACAGACAUCAAAAAAGCCUACCACAAAGCCGCGCGCAUACACCAUCCGGACAAGGUCCCAGAAGACCAACGCGCAGCAGCAGACGACCGCUUCAAAGACAUUCAACAAGCCUAUGAAAUCCUCUCCGAUGACAGCACACGCGAAAUGUACGAUAUGCACGGAAUGGCUGCUUUCGAAAAGGGAAACCCUGGAGCUGGCGGUGCUGGUCCCGAUCUAGACGAUAUUCUGGCACAGAUGUUUGGGCAAGGCAUGGGUGGAAUGGGUGGAGGUUUUGAGGGUAUGGGGGGAAUGCCGGGUAUGGGAGGAAUGGAUGGCAGAGGUGGACCCAGAAAGAGCAAGAAUGAAGUUCAAGAGUAUGAAGUCACGUUGGAGGAACUGUACAAAGGCAAAACCACUCGUUUCGCCAGCACCAAAAACGUCAUUUGUACAAAUUGCGAGGGUAGUGGUGGUAAGGCGAAUGCAAAGCCAAAGAAAUGUGGUACUUGCGAUGGCAGAGGCUCAAAAGUCGCUCUCCGCCCCGUCGGUCCCGGUCUCGUAACCCAAGAAACCGUUCCCUGCAGCACCUGCUCUGGCCGCGGCUCCUACUUCCCCGACGACAAAAAAUGCAAAAAAUGCAAAGGCGCACGCACAACCUCGCAACGCAAAAUCCUCGAACUCUACAUCCCACCAGGUUCGCGCCAAGGCGAUAAGAUUGUGCUUUCAGGAGAGGCAGAUCAAGUCCCCGAUCAAGAACCCGGCGAUAUCAUUUUUGAACUUGUGGAGGCACCGCAUGACACUUUUGCGAGGGCGGGUGCGGAUUUGCAGGCAGUGUUGAAGAUUAGUCUGCAAGAGGCGUUGACGGGCUUUGAGAGAGUGGUGUUGAAGCAUUUGGAUGGCAGAGGCAUUUCCAUGCAUGUCUCUCAACCGGCAGGACGUAUUCUUCGCCCCGGCGAGAUUUUGAAGAUUGCUGGGGAGGGCAUGCCCAUCAAGCGUUCAGAUGCAAAGGGAGACUUGUACCUGAUCGUCGAUGUCGUGUUCCCCGAAGACGGCUGGCUCAAGGAUGAAGCCGCGAUUCAAAAGAUUAGGGAUGUGUUGCCAAAGACUGGUUCUGAAAAUAUCAAGGCCGAAGAGGUGGACGAGGUAGACUUUGAGGUUGUCAAGGAUAUGGACGACUUUGGCGCUGGUUCGGGAGACCCGAGGGCUGCCGAGUGGGAAGACGAUUCCGAGGAAGAGGGCGAGGCUGCUCAGUGCGCGCAGCAAUAG